GCCCCCGUUGGGUAUAUGAUUUCUCACUCUGCUUUUCUCUUCUUCUUCUUCUUCUUCUUCGUCGUCGUCGUUCCAAGACGAGCUCUCUUCGGUUCUCAUCCAUGGAUCAGAAGCUCUUCUCCAAAGCUUUAACACACUACGCUCUAGCUAGCCGAUCUUACCACACGACUCGAUUGAAAAAGGCGACUUUGUAUGCCAAAAUUAGUCCACUGGGCGAUCCUAGCAUCAGCGUGGAGUCGGAGCUCGACGGUUGGGUCCAGGAGGGGAAGAAGGUACGAGUCGCUGAGCUUCAGAGAAUCAUUCGCGACUUUCGCAAGCGCAGUCGUUUUAGCCAAGCUCUUCAGGUGUCCGAAUGGAUGAAGAAAAGUGGUGCCUGCAUAUUUUCACCAACUGAGCAUGCGGUGCAAUUGGAUUUGAUUGGCCGAGUACGAGGUUAUCUUUCUGCUGAAAAGUAUUUCAAUCAGUUGAAGGAGCAAGACCAGAAUAUUAAAACAUAUGGUGCUCUUCUGAAUUGCUACGUUCGACAGCAGCAAGUGGACAAAUCCCUCUCCCAUUUGCAAAAAAUGAAAGAGUUGGGCUUUGCAACUUCAGAGCUCACUUACAAUGACAUCAUGUGUUUGUACACAAGAGUUGGCCAGCAUGAGAAGGUCCCUGAGGUGCUAGCAGAGAUGAAGGGGAAUAAUGUUUCUCCCGACAACUUUAGUUAUAGAAUCUGCAUCAAUUCGUAUGGUGCAAGAAAAGAUCUCGAGGGGAUGGAGAAUGUCUUGAAAGAGAUGGAAUCUCAACCUCAUAUCGUAAUGGACUGGAACACUUAUGCAGUAGUUGCAAACUUCUUUAUAAAAGCUGGUCUUACUGAUAAGGCAGUUGAUGCCUUGAGAAAAUCAGAAGAGAAACUGAAAAGUAAGGAUAGAAUUGGCCAUAACCAUCUGAUCUCGCUUUACGCGACCUUAGGUAACAAGGAAAAGGUGCUGAGAGUGUGGAAUCUGGAUAAAACUGCUACUACGAGAAUCAUCAAUAGGGACUACAUCACAAUGCUUGAGUCUUUGGUGAGACUAGGUGAACUUGAAGAAGCUGAGAAAGUGCUGAAAGAGUGGGAAUCAUCUGGGAAUUGCUAUGAUUUUCGAGUUCCUAACACUGUCAUUGUUGGAUAUAUUGACAAGGGAAUGUGCGAGAGAGCUGAAACACUUCUUGAAAACCUGAACCAGAAUGAAAAGGCUACCACACCAAACAGUUGGGGUGCUGUGGCUGUUAAAUAUCUGGACCGGGGUGAGACCGAAAAAGCCUUAGAGUGUAUGAAGGCAGCCCUUUCUGUAAACACGGAUAAAGGAUGGAAGCCUAAUCCUCGGGUGAUCACAGGUGUAUUGAAUUGGCUUGGUGAUAAGGGCAUUGUAGAAGAAGUAGAAGCUUUUGUAAGCGCAUUGAGGUCUGUCAUUCCAGUGAAUAGAGAGAUGUAUCAUGCCUUAUUAAAGGUUUAUAUAAGAGCUGAUAAAGAAGUAAAUGAGGUGUUAAAUAAAAUGAAGGCUGAUAAAAUAAAUGAAGAUGAAGAAACCAAGAAAAUUCUUGGCACUUGGGAAGAAACAACUGAAGGAUUGAUAGAAGGUAAACAACAUAAAAAAGACUUGGAGAAGGAAGAAGAGAUCAAAGAACCAAGGAAUUAGAGCAUGUGCUUCCUGUAUUGUUUUGGUUCAACUUCCUUGAUCAAUAAAUAUGUACAUAUACAAUUUAUGUGAUUAGUUAGUGUCCAAACUAAAGAGCAAAUGGAUAGUGUACUUACCAUGACCAAAUGAAAUCGAUAUCUACUUGAGAAAAGCAACUGUACAACCAUAAUUCAUGGGACUCUCCUGAUCAUACUUCGCAACACGUGGAUGGUUUCUCAAGGUCUCGAGCACAUGUUCCUUGACAGCCCCUGUGCCCAUUCCAUGUAUGAUAAAAAGAACUGAAUUUGGUCCUCUUGAAGAGAUAGCCAUAUCAAGGUGGUAAGAAGCUUCUUCUACUCGCAUACCACGUAGGUCGACCGUAUUCUUCGACAUCUGCACGACAGGGCCAUAGGAAUCUCCAUCUUUACUAUCUUUACUUUCAUCUGGACGACCAACAGAUUCUCUGCUCUGUCGACCCUACAUUGACAACCAUGAAUUCAAGAUGAUUUGCAUUUGUGUUCAUGCAUCACAGGACAAAUGGUAUUGGGGUUUAGAAAUUGUUAAGCAUAGCAGCAAAACCGUUUCCAAGAAUGAAUGUUAUUGCGGUGUCACUGAUGAACUAUUGGGAAAGAAAACCUCAACGUCAAAAUAAAAUCACGGGGAAAAAUGAAUAAAUAUAAGGUAAGGUUGCCUAAAUUCGGGAAUGAUUCAAUUGGAUAACGUUGGAGCUAACUCGGCCAAUGAGUAGUGGCUUAAUGUGCAGGCAAUUAAGAUUUACAAAAGAUGGUGCGUGUUUAGAGAGUGGCUGUUAAUAAAAGAUAUGAUACCUGUUUCUUGGAGUAUGGAAGGGUGUUGGCUGCAGCUUUCUUUCCACUAUUUGGAAGAGCUUUGACGCUGCUUUUCUUCACUCUGGCCUUAAUUUUACCAUAUUGCACAAGAAUCGUUUCCUCAUCAUCAGACACUUCAACAACAGUGGCUAACUUAUUUCCGAGACCACUUACGAACACUUGUUCGCCUAACUGGGGUGUAUAAGAAUUUGUAUUUGCUACACUAGGGCGGGAAUGGUCAGUUGGACUACAAGCUUCACAAAUUGAAGCAAUUGCAGAUUCUGCCUUUUUAAUCAAUGAAUUUAUUUGAUCGGUACCAGAAGUUUUCAAUUGCUCUUCGAACUCCUGCACAACAGUUUCUAUCUUGGACUUAAUUGCAGCAGCUUCUUGGUGAGCUCUUUUAGUUUCAAGAGCCAUGAGAGCUCGCUCUCGCUUAUCAAGAUCUUUUGCCUCCUCUUGAAUCUACAUCAAUGAGUUAAAAGACAAGAUGAGUAAGAUAUGUUCCUAUAAAUUGAUGGAUACCAUAAGGUUUUGGAUUGCCGUUGGUUUUGUAAUUCUUUUUAUUCGAGAAAUUGUAUAUAUCAUGCAACCAUUCAAAAAUUUGCAUUCUCUAGAGACUGAAAACUGAAUGUUAAGAUAAAAAAAUCAUGUCACGUGGGAUCAGCUAUCACGAUCUGCACAAUGAAUAGUGCACCCAUCAAAACUUUAACUUGAUCGCAUGGCCGAUACAACCAAGACAGACCAGUUGACGACAUGAAACGGGGUGAGCUAAUACUCAAACAACAUAAAGCGCUAAGACACAUAUGGUGCACACAAGGUAUGAACUACAAUUGGCCUUUCUGAGACAAGCUUCACUAGUCAACAAAUAAGCGACUAGCGAGCAACUGAUGCAGUUGGGGAAAAAGGAAAAAAUGAAUGGAUGCCUGCAGAUUCACAAAUUUCUAAAGACUUACCUCACAAUAAAGUGCCGAAAUUUCAGCAUGAAGAGAUGCAACUUUCUGCCUUUGAGCUUCCAAUUUAUCUCUUUCCUCUAUUAGUGAUUUGAAGAGUGAACCUUUGCGUUCAUCCUGCCUUUCUGGUGUAAGAUUCACCAUCCAUUGCUUUGCACGUUCUAUUAUGGCGGGAUCAAAUCCAAUACUUUCAGCAAUAGUUAAAGCAUUUGAUUCUCCAGUACUCCCCCAAAGGAUCUUAUAGGUAGGUUUUAAAGUUUCUAGCGAAAAUUCCAUAGCUGCAUUCUCAAACGAAGAGUCACUAUCUUUUAUGCAACUCAAAUCUGCAUAAUGAGUAGUCACAAUAGCUAGGUUAACACAAUUUUUGAGAUAUCGCAAAAUGCUGGUAGAGAGAGCCACGCCUUCUGAAGGAUCAGUUCCACUGCCAAUUUCAUCAAUAAGGACUAGGGAUUCGUCCGAGGAUACUUCUAAUAUUUUACAGAUCCGUGAGAUGUGCCCACUAAAAGUUGAGAGAUUUUGUUCCAGAGACUUCAAUAAAGAAAACAAUGUCAGACUUAAGUUUAACUCAAAAAGCUGAUAACCUAUAAGAUUACAGUGGGAAGACUAGAGCAUUGUACCUGGUGAUCUCCAAUGUCAGCCAGAACAAGAUCAAACCAUGGAAGCUUCGGGUGGUUCUUAGCAGGCAAGUACAUGCCAGCCUUAGCCAUAAGAGAUGCUAGGCCCAGAGUCUUAAGGGAUGCAGUUUUACCUCCUGUAUUAGGCCCUGAAAUCACAACCACUCUAGUUUGAUGCAUAAUCUUAAUUUCUAUUGGCAUUGGAAAAUCAGGGACGCUUCCUGAAAAUUCUUCACUGACGAUCAUGUUACCUCUCUUGUCAAAUUGACCUACAUUUGCAGAGUAAGAUAAAACAUUAUCUGGGGAACUUUUCAGAUAGUUGCUCAGCAGCAAUGGGUUCUGAAUAGCAUCAAUAUCUACGGAUAAUGUAUUGUCAGUUAUACUAGAAUUUAAGCCUUCAUACCCCUUGGCUGAGAAACAUGGACAAACCCCACUCAUCCAUCGACCAUAUGCAGCCCUGGCCAAAGCAAGAUCAAGUUCAAGAAUUCUAUCCAACAAGCAUCUUAUAUGAUUUUCUGACUCUGAUAUUUCAGUCGAAAGCAUACUCAAAAUGGAUAUUUCCUCGGCCUUCUCAGAAUUUGAAAGCCUAACUUCCAUGUUGUUCAAAUCCACUGCUUUCUUGGGUUCCAUAAAGUAUGUUGCACCAGAACUGCUGGUGCUCAAGAGAAUACCAUCCGAAACCAAAUUCUUGUGAGUUGCUCUAACAGCAACGCACAUUCUAGAUCGUCGCUUUGUUAUAAGAGGACGAUCAAUCCCACCUGCCUGAUAAAUCUUAAAGGACACUUCCUUUAACAGAGAAUCUAACUCUUCCAUAUUUCUCUUCUUCUCCAAGCGAAUGAGCUCCAAGUCUUCACUAGCUCUAUCAAGAAUAAUUGAGUAAUUGCAAUCGAUACAAAAUUCAAUUUUUCUCUCCAACUCCACCAGGAAAUCGCAAUUCUGAAGUAUUUCAAUCAAGGGCAGGAACCUAAUGAAUAUGGUCAGACAGAUUAAGCCGUGUUAACUUCUACCCAUAUUACCAUUUCAUGUUUCAUUUCAUCCAGUAAUUUUUCAGUGACAAGAGCAAAAGGAAUAAGGAUUUCUAUCAAGGUUCAAAAUGUUCUAAACUUCUGAAUAUUUAUUCUUCACUCCUCUUUCUUGUUUCUUAUUAUCUUUUACGAAAGAGGGGGGAAAAAAGGCAAAAUGUUUCUCAAAUUUCACGACAGCAUUACCUAUCUGAAGAAUGGUUACCAACAUCCAGAGCCUGCAGUUCCUCAAACAACUCCCUAGCAGCUUUCAAAGUACGCCGCACCGAACAAAGUUCAGCCAUUGUAAGCAAUUUUCCCGAAAUCGCCGAAUUCAAAAUUCCAGAUACAUCUUCGAUUCCAGAAAAAUCCAACCGUCUGGAAGUGGAAACCACAGCUUCAGCAGCGGUCGUCUGAUCGAGAAGCUUCUGGCUCUCCUCUCUCGUCCGGCCGAAGCGAACGUCAGCCUUCUGAGCUACGUCAAAACCCAUAGAGGUGGAGGUAAACGCGGAGAGUUGCUUACAGAUAGAACUCCAUUCUAGAACUCUAAGAGUUUCGUUCUGGAGGGUCUGUGAAGUAGCGAUUCGAGAGGGCAUCAAUUCAUGAGUGGUGGAUAGUGAGAAGACGGGCCUGAGAAGUCUAGGAAAGAUGCGAGGAGUUUUGGUAAUGGUGACGAAGCUGUAGGUGAUCUCCAUUGGAAGGAUGAAGAUGGUGUUGAGUGGAUUUCAGAGAGGGCAUCUUAUCCAGUUCAAUCCUUGAGUUUUCUCCAUUCACGUUGGUAUGAGAAGCUCCAAGCAAAUACCAGCGGAGCCAUAUUUGUUAGAGUUAGCCAGUCCGAGCGCGAGAUUUACAAACUUUCGACGACAUGUGUUUCGUUCGCAAUUCGAAACGAUAUGUCGUUCUUCCCUUGCAACCAAAAAUUGCGUUGGCGGGGGAUUCUGAAUGCAGUUUUUGUGAAGGGUGAAACUUUGUAAUGUAAUAGUAAACACAUUUAAGAUUAUUUCUUAUUGACAA
Molecule: messenger RNA, 6043 nt
Organism: Cucumis melo (muskmelon)
Lineage: Eukaryota; Viridiplantae; Streptophyta; Magnoliopsida; Cucurbitales; Cucurbitaceae
Product: pentatricopeptide repeat-containing protein At4g21705, mitochondrial
Exons: 3
Coding region: 102-1658 (518 amino acids)
Cellular component (GO): mitochondrion
Molecular function (GO): protein binding
Source: RefSeq, a predicted model, not a curated record